Messenger RNA from Ostertagia ostertagi, 759 nucleotides. NCBI's taxonomy places the organism in Eukaryota, Metazoa, Nematoda, Chromadorea, Rhabditida, Trichostrongylidae. The record is from the annotation of a GenBank genome assembly.
AUUUUCCAGAAGGUCGCUUCUUUACUUCGAGAGGAGUGCACUUUCUGGGUAGCCACCGAGGCUGCCACUGCCCCACUGGCUGAAAAUAAACUGUCCUAUUAUGAUCCUGACGAUCAACAAGAGCAAAAGUUUACUGGGAAUUUGCGAGAUUACGAAUUUUUCAAGCAAUGGGUGACUGACAAAUGCAUACCUCUAGUUCGUGACAGUAAACAUCUUAGAAACAUGAAAUUGAAGAGGCUAACCGCAGGAAGGAUUGCCAUUCUUGCCUCUUCUUCCGUGACUCUAGAAGAAAGACAGAUAAGAUUUUACGCGAACAAGGUGAUUCGUGAACUUGCUGAUCAACGCGCUUCGAUCAACCCUCUACUGGCUGACGGGCAUAAGUUCGCUCAUCCACUCAAGCACCUCGGAAAAACAAUGAAGGAUCUCCCGGUCCUCGCCAUCGACUCUUUCCAACACAUGUAUCUUUUCCCGGAUAUGUCUCAACUGACAGUUCCAGGAAAACUGCGAGAGUUCGUCAUGGAUCUUCACUCAGGGAAGCUACAUAAGGACUUCCAUGAGACUCUUGACCAGAAAAUGAUCGACCUAGCAAAAUUCAAAGCUGAAAAUGGAAUCACUGACGAAGAUUUGGACGAUAAUCGUGAAGCUGACGGAGGAAUGCCAUCGGCCAAGCCAGGAGACACAACACCACCGCCAUCAGUUUUCAAGCAGUUGAAGCCAAGUGAGAAACGAUACUCAUUACUUCAGAAGACAGAGUUAUAA